UCUGAAAUCAAGAUGAACUUCUGCUCUUCUGUCAUUGUAUUUGUGGCAGUUCUGAGUAUUACUGAGGGAAUGAGUUUGACGGGCGUAGGAGCUGACCCUCGCUGUCGCUGCAUUGAGACUGAGAGCAGGUUUAUGGGUAAACUCAUUGAGAAAGUGGAGCUGUUCCCUCCAAGCCCACACUGUAAAGACACAGAGAUCAUUGCCACUCUGAAGCACAGUGGUGACAAGAUUUGUUUGGAUACCACUGCCCCCUGGGUUAAGAAGGUCAUUGAUAAGAAUCCUUGCCAACCAGCCUGGCUUGCUUCUGCUGACAAGCCACCUUUCAACUUAAGUGCUAGCGUUAGCAUUAGCUGCCCCAGCACGUUAGCUGCCCCAGGACUGCCCGUGCCACCCCCGGCCAACCUGCUGGCCCCGUCAGUGGCCCUAGAGGGGGAAGACUAG
Molecule: messenger RNA, 441 nt
Organism: Chanos chanos (milkfish)
Lineage: Eukaryota; Metazoa; Chordata; Actinopteri; Gonorynchiformes; Chanidae
Product: interleukin-8-like
Exons: 4
Coding region: 13-441 (142 amino acids)
Biological process (GO): chemotaxis; immune response; defense response
Cellular component (GO): extracellular region
Molecular function (GO): chemokine activity
Source: RefSeq, a predicted model, not a curated record